Molecule: messenger RNA, 288 nt
Organism: Triticum turgidum subsp. durum (durum wheat)
Lineage: Eukaryota; Viridiplantae; Streptophyta; Magnoliopsida; Poales; Poaceae
Source: the annotation of a GenBank genome assembly
AUGUCUCAUACUUGUAUGCUUUACUUCGAAGCCCACCAACACCAUGCCAAAUUUCAGGACAACCAUGCCAGUGUUAUGAGGAAAGAAGAAGCAGCAGUAGGAGCAAAGCAUGUUGAAGCCAACAAAAAACAAGUCAAAUUUCAGGACAGCCAUGCCAAUGAUAUCAAGAUAGAUGAUGUGAGUAAGGAUGUGGAUACAGUGGCUUUGGACUUCAUCAACCGUUAUUACAAUGAUGCCGUUCAAUUUGUCAAGGGAUACACAUUCUGUGGCAUAGUGGUCUUUCAUUGA